This is a messenger RNA of Condylura cristata (star-nosed mole), 3043 nucleotides long. It is a transcript of the gene PRMT2IP, whose product is annotated as chromosome unknown open reading frame, human C15orf39. The coding region runs from base 24 to 2948 and encodes 974 amino acids. The record is from RefSeq and is a predicted model, not a curated record. The transcript has 3 exons. Lineage: Eukaryota; Metazoa; Chordata; Mammalia; Eulipotyphla; Talpidae.
GAGGCCUUCAAGCCUUCAUAGUGAUGGCGGAGAAGCGGCCACUGGGCGCCCUGGGGCCUGUGAUGUAUGGCAAGCUGCCACGCCUCGAGGCAGACUCCAGACCAGGCCACAGCCUGCCCCCCUCUGCUGGAAACCAGGACGCCUGCAGCUACAAGGGAGCCUACUUCUCCUGUCCACUGGGGGGUGCUCCUAAGGCAGGGUCUGAGAGAUUGGCAUCCUGGACCCCAUACCCACCCUUGUACCCCACCAGUGUGGCAGGACCCCCACUUCGGGCCGACAACUUACUGACAAGCUGCCUGCUCUACCGCUCGCCAGUAGAAAGCUCGGAGAAGGUGCAGGAUCCCGGCCCUGUUGAGCUCCUACCCUUCAGUCCCCAGACUCACCCCUACCCGGGCCCGCCACUGGCGGCCCCCAAACCCGUCUACCGCAACCCUCUGUGCUACGGGCUCUCGACCUGCCUGGGAGAGGGGGCAGCGAAGAGGCCGCUGGAUGUUGACUGGACACUGGUGACUGGACCCCUGUUACCCCCUGCAGAUCCACCUUGUUCUCUGACCUCAGCUCCUAGCAAAAGCCAGCCCUUGGAUGGUACCUUUCUCCGUGGGGUGCCAGCUAGGGGGUCUGGCAAAGAGUCUUCGAUGAGCUUCUCCCCCUGCCAAGCAUUUCUGGAGAAGUAUCGGACCAUCCACAGCACCAGCUUCUUGACCUCCAAGUACACAGGCCCUUACUCUGGGGACCCCAAGCAGGCACUGUCUGAUGUACCUCCCAGCCCUUGGACCCAGUUUGCCCAGCCCUUGGGGCCGGGCUGCCAGGAUGCAGUGCCCACCCACUACCCAUUGCCCCAUCCCACGCAGGCCCUGCCUUGCCCUCCAGCCUGUCGCCACCCGGAGAAGCAGGGGAGCUACAGCUCAGUGCUCCCAGUGCCGCCUCUGGGAGCCCACAAGGGGCCCGGGUACACAGCUGGCGGACUGGGCAGCCCUUACCUGAGGCAGCAGGGGGCCCAGACACCUUACAUGUCCCCAGUGGGGCUGGACACUUACUCCUACCCGUCUGGUCCCCUCCCAGCACCCUCACCAGGCCUCAAGCUGGAGCCACCCCUUGCCCCACGCUGCCCACUGGAUUUUGUCCCCCAGACGCUGGGCUUUCCUUACGCCCGGGAUGACCUCUCUCUCUAUGGAGCUUCUCCCGGGCUCAGGGGGACACCACCGUCCCAGAACAGCGUGCAGGCUGUGCCACAGCCCAGUGCCUUCCAGCAGCCGUGCCCGCCUCUGCCUGCCAACCGGCCUUGCUCGGAGCCUGUGAGCUCUGCCGAGCUGCCUGUGCAAGGGGCUGAGGGGAAGCUGUGGCUGCCCGAAUGCAGGAAGGAGCGCCUCCAGCCCCAGCUCAGUGAGCACCCCGGGGCGCCCAUCAUCAUCCGAGACAGUCCGGUUCCUUGCACCCCGCCGGCACUCCCCCCCUGUGCCCAGGAGCACCAGCCUCUUCCACAUAACGAGGGCUCGCUGCCCCCCAGCUCUCCUCCUAUGCCUGUCAUCGACAAUGUCUUCAGCCUGGCCCCGUACCGCGACUACCUGGACGUGCAGGUGCCUGCGGCCACCGCAGAGCCUGACCAUGCUCCCACCGCGAGCCGUGACAAGGACUGUGGGGGGACCCUGCCUGCGCCGGAGGCCCCCUCAAGGACACACUGCUCGCUUAGGGAGGAGGUGGCACUGGAUUUGAGCGUGAAGAAGCCCGUGGCAGAAGCGCCACCUCUCAAGGCCCCCAGCCCCGCAGGGCCUGCCAGGCCCGCUGCAGCCGUGGACAGCACCGCCUCGGGCACGCCAGGCUUGGGGAGCGCAGCCUCGGACGUGCCCGGCCUGAAGAAGGUGGCCACGGAGGCACCAGGGCUCCCCGGGGUGCCAGGGACCACAGAGGCCCCCCCAAGGACCAACUUCCAUAGCUCCGUGGCCUUCAUGUUCCGGAAAUUCAAGAUCCUGCGGCCUCCCUUGCCCGUGACUUGCUUCAACCUGGCACUGCCCAGCCCGCUGGCUGUAGCCGCGGCCCCAGCGCUGGGUCCGGCAGGCCCCGCGCGGGCUUCUACCCCCGCCGCCACGGACUCCCCGGAGCAGCGCUUCACGGGACUGCACGCGUCCCUGUGUGACGCCAUCUCGGGCUCUGUCGCCCACUCCCCACCGGAGAAGCUGCGGGAGUGGCUGGAGAUGGCCGGACCUUGGGGGCGGGCGGCGUGGCAGGACUGCCAGGGUGUGCAGGGGCUGCUGGGCAAGCUGCUGUCCCAGCUGCAGAGCUUCGUGUGCACGCAGCAGUGCCCCUUCCCCCACGUGGUGCGGGCCGGCGCCAUCUUUGUGCCCAUCCACCUGGUGAAGGAGCGGCUCUUCCCGCGGCUGCCCCCGGGCUCCGUGGACCACGUGCUGCAGGAGCACCGCGUGGAGCUGCGGCCCACCACCCUGUCCGAGGAGCGGGCGCUGCGGGAGCGGGCCCUGCACGGCUGCACCUCCCGCAUGCUGAAGCUGCUGGCGCUGCGCCAGCUGCCCGACAUCUACCCUGACCUGCUGGGCCUGCAGUGGCGGGACUGUGUGCGCCGCCAGCUGGGUGACUUUGACAGUGAGGCUGGAUCUGUACCCCCCUCAGAACCCACUCUGACCAGAGGAGAGCCAGAGAGCCUAGCCCUGGCUUGGAAGUCACCCACCCCCAAGGUCAAGAAGCCCGGGAAGAAGCUACCCGUCCCUGGCUCGGAGAAAGCAGAGGCCGCAGGGCGAGGGUCCUGUGAUACCUCGCCUCCCCCCUCUGCCAGGUCCAGCCCACCGGGCCCCACCCUGAGGGCCCGGUUCCGCAGCCUGCUGGAGACCGCCUGGCUCAAUGGCUUGGCGCUACCCACUUGGGGCCACAAGGCCUCGGGAUCAGACCGGCCGGCACCCCGCCCGCAGCUUCUGGGGGCCCAGAACCAUCACCUGUAGCACUAGAUGUCGGUGCUGUUUAGGCAGCUACUGUGGGAGUCACUCUUUGCACCCCUCCUCCGCCUUCCCAGCAGCCCGGAGCCAUCCGUGGAUGU